This is a messenger RNA of Perca flavescens (yellow perch), 1622 nucleotides long. RefSeq names its product phytanoyl-CoA 2-hydroxylase (gene phyh). NCBI's taxonomy places the organism in Eukaryota, Metazoa, Chordata, Actinopteri, Perciformes, Percidae. The transcript is spliced from 9 exons. Gene Ontology annotation, biological process: fatty acid alpha-oxidation. The record is from RefSeq and is a predicted model, not a curated record. Gene Ontology annotation, molecular function: phytanoyl-CoA dioxygenase activity. Bases 104 to 1102 code for a protein of 332 amino acids.
UUUGCCCUUGCCUAACCCACGGAUGUACCCUCUAACCCACUUUCUCUCUAGUUAACCGUGUAGCCUGCAUGAUCACACCGGGAUAAAGUAACCUGACAGGAAAAUGUCUCGGGCUGCGGAAAGACUCAGACUGAUGAUCAAUCACCUUGAUCGAUCAUCUGCCACGAUCAGUGCUGUACCAACUUACGCUCAAACCUUCACCAGUCGCCCACAGACAUUGAGAUUCACUCAUGAUACCGACCUGCUGACCCCAGAACAGCGACUCUUCUAUGAGGAAAAUGGCUUCCUCCUCAUCAAGAAUCUGGUGUCUGAAGAGGACAUCGAUAAGUUCAGGAUGGCAUUUGAACGGAUCUGUCGACAGGAAGUGAAGGUUCCUGGUCUGGUGGUGAUGAGGGACGUGGCAAUUGUUAAGUCAGAGUUUGUUGCUGAUGAAAAAGCGGUUUCCAAACUCCAGGAUUUCCAGGAAGACCCUGAACUGUUCCGUUACUGCAACUUACCACAGAUUCUGAACUAUGUGGAGUGUUUCACUGGACCCAACAUCAUGGCCAUGCACACAAUGCUGAUCAACAAGCCUCCUGAUGCAGGUAAGAAGACGUCUCGUCACCCGAUGCAUCAGGAUCUGCAUUACUUCCCGUUCCGCCCAGCAGACAGUAUCGUCUGCGCUUGGACGGCAAUGGAGAAAGUGGACAGGCAGAACGGCUGCCUGGUCGUGCUGCCGGGAACACACACCGGCACGCUGCAGGAGCAUGACUACCCAGAGUGGGAGGGUGGCGUAAACAAGAUGUACUAUGGAGUGCGUGACUAUGAUCCGAAGCAGCCCAGGGUGCACCUGGAGAUGGAGAAGGGCGACACUGUCUUCUUCCAUCCGCUGCUGAUCCAUGGCUCUGGCAUGAACAGGACGCAGGGCUUCCGCAAGGCCAUCUCCUGCCACUAUGCCAGUGCUGAAUGUUAUUACAUUGAUGUGAAGGGAACGUCUCAGGAAAACAUAGAGAAUGAGGUGAAGGACAUCGCAAACAGAAAGUACGGUUUGGGCGAAAUUUCCUUCAAGGACAUCUGGGCUCUCCGAGGCCGUCUGGUGCAGGGAGAGAGGAUUUCCCUAUGAAGGCACCACAGGCGCUACCAACAGACCCCACACCGUUGCAGGGUGAAGACCGCUGGUCUGAAAUCAGAACACAUUUAUAUGGUUUUGGAUAAUAUACAACAGUGCUGAGCAUUCUUAUCAUGCAAUCCCGAAUUUCCUUUACAAACAAAGGAAUGUCAUUUAUAGAUUAUUUACUGUUUAUUUAAUUAAGGCUUCAGAAUUUGUGUUAAUUGUAACAUUCUGAAAAUGUAAUCUAGAGCAUGUUGUUUUAACAGGGAAUAUAAAGACAGGAAAUACUAUUUAAAUAGAAAAUGUCAGGUUCCUCGUAAGCAAAUCGGUACACAGUAAAAUGGAAUGAACCUUGAUUACACCUCCUGCUACUUGCUGAACAAAAUCUUACAGCACAAAAUGGAGUUGAAAUCUUAGCAAAACAAUGGAAUAGAGUGAAUGCAUCUGUUAAAUGUCAAUAAAAUAGUUUUAAUUUCCAAAACAUUAUUAAGAGUAAUGAAAGAUGAUAUUUAAGCAGAAAUGUGUGAAUAGU